Loa loa (African eye worm) is the source of this 768-nucleotide messenger RNA. RefSeq lists its product as hypothetical. Bases 38 to 421 code for a protein of 127 amino acids. Gene Ontology annotation, biological process: response to heat; IRE1-mediated unfolded protein response; protein refolding. Lineage: Eukaryota; Metazoa; Nematoda; Chromadorea; Rhabditida; Onchocercidae. The transcript is spliced from 2 exons. The record is from RefSeq and is a predicted model, not a curated record. Gene Ontology annotation, molecular function: protein folding chaperone.
UUUAGAAGAAUUCGGCUAUCAUUCAAUAAACUGAACAAUGUCACUUUUCCGCUAUAAUCCUCGCGAUUAUUUCUAUACCUCACCGAUGGAACGUUUCAUAGUAAAUGCUCUUGACAGCGCGUUCGGUGACAGAUCUUCAUACCGACCGCUUCAAAGUGUCGCACCAUACUGGCUACAUCAGCCGACGUUGAACGAAUGUAAUAUCGGAAACGCGCUUGGCGAGAUAUUGGAUGAGAAAGACAAGUUUAGAGUUCAAAUUGAUGUUUCCCAUUUUCAUCCCAAGGAACUUUCGGUAUCGGUUCGAGAUCGUGAACUAAGUAUUGAGGGUCAUCACAAGGAGCGUACUGAUCAGUCGGGACAUGGUAGUAUCGAACGUCACUUCGUUCGGAAAAUAUGUUAUGCCAGAAGAAGUGCAACCUGACACCAUCGAGUCACAUUUGUCCGAUAAAGGAGUGUUGACAAUUUCUGCAAGCAAAACAAUUGCCGGCUUACCUGCAGCACGCACCAUACCUAUUCAAGCAUCCCCAAAAGGACCGGAAACAGGUGAAAAACCGACACCGGAUGGCACAGAACAGUCAAAGUGAAAGUUUUGCCUAUGUUCCAUCUACAUAGUACUCUUUAUUUAUUUAUUUUUUCUGUGCAUGUUACAAAGAGAAAAUGUUUCAUUAAUUAAAAUUGAAGGUGUAUUCGCUCCCCCGUCUUUAUGAACAACAAUAACUCUUAGCAUUCGCUGUAAUUCUUAUCGUUCCUUGUCAUUUAUAGUUCUGC